GGAGGCACUUGGCAAGAUGCAGGCACUCAUUGAGCGACGCUCACAAAUCAGCAUUCUCUCUCAGAGACCGUGUGUGAUCUCUCUCCUAUCAGCCGCGCUGGUGAUUAUAUUGGUGACGGCUCUGUCUGUGGCUUUAACAGAAAAUGCAGAUAUAGAGCCAAUCAGCGUCACCACUGGGCGCUACGUAGUGAUGAAGAUGAUGGAGGACGUGAUACUGAGCUGCAGUUUUACCCAUGAAGAAUCGCAGGACUAUGAGAUUGUGUGGGAGAAGGUGGGCGCGACUGGGGUGGUGCAUAGGUACCAGAAUGGGAACAAUGACCUGACCAAUCAGGACCCAGCCUUCAGGGGCCGCACCUCCCUCUUCCUCAGCCAGGUGAGGGCAGGUAAUGCCUCCCUAAAGCUCAGCCAGGCGCAACUGUCUGACAGCGGCACCUAUAGGUGCAUCAUCUCCAACUCCAGGGGCAACGGGAUGGGCACACUGAUACUCAAGGUGGGAGGAUACAGUGACGUGACUGUCACCCAAAUCCCAAGUGAGCGCCUACGGUGUGAGUCUCCCAACUGGUACCCGUUACCCAGGGUCUCCUGGGGGGCUUCCUUCGGGCCCCCCCUCCAGGACUUUACCAACACCAGUUACCAACCCACACACGGCCGUAUGGUGAAUGUGAGCACAGAGCUGCGUGAGGCCCAACAGAACAUCUGGUACCGCUGUGAGAUACGGACCGGCCUGGCGGUGGCGACGGCGAGAGCCAUUAUCAUCGGUACCGGCAUCCGAACUGAGAGCUCACUGCAGGUUUUAAUUCCCGACCCUCCGUGCUCUGGGGCUUCAUGCUCAGCACCUCUAGUUUGUCUCUGUGCCCUCCUCCUGUGUGUGUGGGGUCUCACAGCCGCUAGGUAACCAGGGCAAGUGCCACCCUUGGCUGGGUUCCCUGGGAAACUCCUCUGGCUCAGCCUGGGCCCAGUACCAGUACCAGUACCGCUUAUCCUGCCACCAUGGGAGACACUGAUUGCCGCUGGGACCAUUUACAAUUUAUGGGUGUUAGCUCUUCAGCCCAGACUCUCUCUCUGCCAGUCACAGUCUGGGCCCCAGGGCCCCUCUCUCCUUAAUGUUCCCUGCGGCUCUUUCUCUGCCUCCUUCUCUCCUUUCUGGGAAUCUCCCCCCAUAUUUGCCCCAGCGCCGGGUUCAUUACCGGAACUCAAACCCACUGGACUGAGAUUACAGAAGAAUUACCUGCCCCCCCCCCCCCCAGGGGGCAAUUCCUAUUAUACAAGUCCUGUGACCUGCAUGGGCCGAAUGCAAUGGGAAUGGACCUGUAUUCUCAUCUGAACCAGCAAAUGUACCUGGUUCUACUCAUAGGCCCACUGGGACCUCAGGAAAAUAUUAAUAUGUGACCCCAACAGGCCACCGUAAGUAAGUAAGGGCUUAUUUACUACAAAUAUAUAGCAAGGAAGGAUCUGUGCAGAGCCGGCAGGUAGGUGUCACUGUAGAAUGAGGUGUCUCUGUGGGCAUCUGCCCAAGUACCACCUGUACCUGCCCUGAUGGCACUGAUCACCAUGGCAGGGGUCUGUUUAUUCAGCUCAUGGAUAUUACUCUGCUCUGAGUCUUCUCUACAGUUAUUUCUAUAUACAGUAUGGAAACCUUAUCAUUCUUAUUAUAAACCCCAUCUCCUUAUCUAUCUACUGGGAGUGGCAGCUAAAUAUCUGCCCUGCCUGUGCCCACCUGCCUGUGCCCCACCUGCCUGUGCCCCACCUGCCUGUGCCCACCUGUCUGUGCCCCAUGUUCCUUACGGUACCAUUACUGUAUUUUCCUUCCGUUACCUAUCUGAGGGGCAGGGUAUAUAUAUAUACUGUACAUAAACAU
Molecule: messenger RNA, 1858 nt
Organism: Xenopus tropicalis (tropical clawed frog)
Lineage: Eukaryota; Metazoa; Chordata; Amphibia; Anura; Pipidae
Gene: vtcn1.2
Product: V-set domain containing T cell activation inhibitor 1 gene 2
Exons: 6
Coding region: 17-895 (292 amino acids)
Biological process (GO): regulation of leukocyte cell-cell adhesion; regulation of T cell activation
Cellular component (GO): membrane
Source: RefSeq, a predicted model, not a curated record